Messenger RNA from Ordospora pajunii, 570 nucleotides. RefSeq names its product peptidyl-tRNA hydrolase. Gene Ontology annotation, molecular function: peptidyl-tRNA hydrolase activity. Gene Ontology annotation, cellular component: cytosol; mitochondrion. The record is from RefSeq and is a predicted model, not a curated record. NCBI's taxonomy places the organism in Eukaryota, Fungi, Microsporidia, Ordosporidae. Bases 1 to 570 code for a protein of 189 amino acids. The transcript has a single exon.
AUGCAUGAUGAGUUUAUCGCAUUGAUCAUUUCGACUUACAGAUCAGCGAUUAGUUUACUGAAUGAUUCGUUCAGUGGUAUGAGGAAUGCAGUGGUCAACAAUCUGUUGCUUGUUACGAUCACAUGUGUUGUCUGUAUGAGCAUGAAGUUUUUUGUUGAAUUUAUUUUAGGAUACUUGGCUGCAACUGCAGAUAGUGGGAAGAAUAGCAGGAGUAUUGAAAAGGGAGAGUAUGGCUUAGUUAUAAUAGUUAACAGCGAUUACAAGAUGGAAAAAGGAAAAGUUCUUUCCCAAGUAUGCCAUGGGAUGUCCAAGGUGAUGACAUAUCUGUUCAAAAAUAAUGAGUUACGAAAGGAAUGGAAGAGGAAUGGAGAGGCAAAGAUUGUGUUGAGAGGCAGCAGUGCCCAGAUAGAGCAUAUACUGAAGGAUGCUGAACGAAAGGGGAUUCGUCAUCAUGCCGUGUAUGAUGCAGGUAGAACACAGGUACCGCCAGGAUCAAACACAGUGGUGGUUCUUGGCCCUGCAUUGAGAGAUCAGCUUACACCGAUUUCUGGGCAUCUGAAGUUGUACUAA